UUAGCUGCUCAGCCGAUAAAUCCAUCAAUGUUGAUCAUUAUUUUUGGCUGCUGAUCAGGCAAAAAAGUCCAACGUUAAAUGAUGAGUUUUAGCGGCUCAGCCAAAAUGUGCAGCGACGUUGAUUACAUUCAUCAAUAGGCAUCCAGAAGUGGCCGGCAACUGGAUGUCGCCCCGAGCACGGCAGUCUGCAUUUUUGAACUACAAAUACGGCAAACCUCAACACCCUGCCUGGAAAAUCAAAGAAGCAAAUUAAUUACUAAAUAUGGCUUCCACAGAAAACUACAAAGAAGACGACAAUGCAUGUCUCUAUGCCAUGCACUUGUCCACCUCUCACAUCUUUCCCAUGGCAUUGACCGCUGCUAUUGAGCUCAACCUGUUCGACAUAAUUGCUAGUCGGGCAAACCAGGAUGCUUACAUGUCGCCCUCUGAGAUUGCUUCUCAACUGCCAACAAAAAACCCAGAUGCCCCUUUUCUGCUUGAUCGCAUGCUCCGUUUACUUGCAACCUACUCACUUCUUACUUGCUCUAUGCGCACCUGCGAAGAUGGCAGGGUUGAGAGACUCUAUGGAGUAUCACCGGCUGGCAAAUUCUUUGCUCAAAAUGGAGAUGGCGGCCUCCUAAGUUCCAUGGCAUUACUUAAUUCUCACCCAAACGUAGCAGAGGUUUGGCGACAUCUUAAGGAUGCUAUUCUUGAAGAAGGUAAUCUAUAUGAAAAGGUCCAUGGGACGACCAAUAUCUUCGAAUACAUGGAAGCUGAUCCAACAUUAAACAAAAUUUUUAACAAGGCUAUGGCUGAUCUCUCCGGAAUAUCGAUGAAAAAAGUUCUUGAGACAUACAAAGGAUUUGAGGGAGUAUCAUUGCUGGUUGAUGUUGCUGGGUGUACUGGAGCAGAUCUCAACAUGAUCAUUUCCAAGUACCCUUCCAUUAGAGGCAUCAACUUUGAUUUGCCUCAUAUGAUACAACAUGCGCCAUCUUAUCCAGGUAUUGAGCAUGUUGGAGGAGAUAUGUAUGUAAGUGUUCCAACAGGUGACGCUAUUAUGAUAAAGGCUACAUGUCAUAACUGGAGUGAUGAACAUUGCAUAAAUUUUUUAAAGAACUGCAAUAAAGCACUACAACAAAAUGGAAAGGUGAUUAUCAUUGACCAUGUAAUGCCAGAUGCACCUGAGUCAACUGAUGGUGCUAAGUUUGUUUCUGCCACUGAUAAUAUCAUGCUUGUUAGCCUUGGAGGGAAGGAAAGAACUGCGAAGGAGUUCGAGGCCUUGAGCAAGAGUUCGGGAUUUUCGGGCUUUCAUGUUGACUGCCUUGUCUACAAUGUUUGGGGAGUCAUGGAACUUUACAAAUAAGUCUCCAAUUAUUCUGCUUCUAGUUUCCUAUAAAUGUUUGGUAUAAACAUAUGUGUCCUUGAAGUCUUGUAUCUGAUAGUAAUGCAUGGUGAUAACUUGAAUUUGAACUUUAAUAAGAUUCAAUUAUAAAAGAACAAAUGAAUAAAUAAAUUCUUGA
Messenger RNA from Corylus avellana, 1499 nucleotides. RefSeq names its product caffeic acid 3-O-methyltransferase. Gene Ontology annotation, molecular function: O-methyltransferase activity; protein dimerization activity. Lineage: Eukaryota; Viridiplantae; Streptophyta; Magnoliopsida; Fagales; Betulaceae. The record is from RefSeq and is a predicted model, not a curated record.